AUGACGCCCCAGACGUCUCUGCUCCUGCUGCUGCUGGCAGGGCUCCCCGCUGCACGGCCAGCUCCCCCGACCUGCUACUCCAGGAUGCUGACCCUGAGCAGGGAGAUCACCGGUGACUUCCAGAGCCUGCAGGCUGCAGAACCGGUGGAGUCCUGUGUGAGGUACCUGCCUGGGCUCUACCUGGACAUCCAUAAUUACUGUGUGCUGGCCAAGCUAAGGGACUUCGUGGCCUCACCCCAGUGCUGGAAAGUGGCCCAGGUGGACGUGCUGAAGGACAAAGUGCGGAAGCUGUACACCAUCAUGAACUCGUUCUGCAGGAGGGAUCUGGUUUUCCUCUCCGAUGACUGCAAUGCCUUGGAACACCCAAUCCCGGUGACCACGGGCCCUCCUGAUGGUCAGAGCUAA
Sciurus carolinensis (gray squirrel) is the source of this 405-nucleotide messenger RNA. RefSeq names its product cytokine like 1 (gene Cytl1). The transcript is spliced from 4 exons. The record is from RefSeq and is a predicted model, not a curated record. The coding region runs from base 1 to 405 and encodes 134 amino acids. Gene Ontology annotation, biological process: positive regulation of transcription by RNA polymerase II. Lineage: Eukaryota; Metazoa; Chordata; Mammalia; Rodentia; Sciuridae.